AUGGCGAGUGAAGGAAUUAUUUUGGGCCAUAAGAUUUCAAGCAAAGGCAUAGAGGUAGAUUGUUCAAAGAUACCAAAUAUUGAGUACUUGCCUCCUCCAAUUUCAGUAAAGGGUGUUCAGAGUUUUCCUGGACAUGCUGGAUUUUAUAGGAGAUUUAUUAAAGAUUUCUCCAAGAAUUCUAAACCCAUAUCUGCACUAUUAAUGAAUGGAUGGGAGCGGUUCUGGGGUAGUGAAUUGACAAGAUUGGAAAAAGAAGAAAAGCCUAAUGAGAAAGAGGUACAAAUUGAUGACAACUUCAUGGGUGAACAAUUAUCUUCUAUUGAAAAUGAAGAAAAGAUACUGUGGUUUGCUGAUUAUGUCAAUUAUUUGGUAGCUAAAGUUGUGCCUCUGGACAUGUCAAGACAACAAAUUAAAAAGUUUUAUUCGGAAGUCAAACAUUAUUAUUGGGAUGAACCCAUUCUCUUUCGUCAGUGUGCUGAUCAAAUAAUUAGAAGAUGUGUCCUUGAAGAGGAGAUCAUUUUCAUUCUUACUCAUUGCCACAAUCUUCAUUGUGGCGGUUACUUCGGAGGAACAAGGACAUCAACAAAAGUUCUGCAAUACUUUAUGGGACCUUUCCCGUCAUCUUAUAAUAAUAAGUACAUUCUUCUUGCGGUGGACUAUGUUUCUAAAUGGGUGGAAGCUACAACAACUCCUACUUGUGACGGUAAAGAGGUACUUACAUUCCUUCACAAAAAUAUUUUUACCCGGUUUGGUACUCUAACAACAAUAAUUAGUGACAGAGGAAGUCACUUCUGCAACAAGUCAUUCACUACUUUAUGUGCUUGUUACGAAGUUCAUCAUCAAAAGGCUUUGUUUUACCAUCCACUUGCAAAUGGUCAAGCAGAAGUGUCAAAUCGGGAGAUUAAAAGUAUCCUGGAAAAGACUGUAAAUACAUCAUGGAAGGAUUGGUAA
Molecule: messenger RNA, 951 nt
Organism: Humulus lupulus (European hop)
Lineage: Eukaryota; Viridiplantae; Streptophyta; Magnoliopsida; Rosales; Cannabaceae
Exons: 4
Coding region: 1-951 (316 amino acids)
Biological process (GO): DNA integration
Molecular function (GO): nucleic acid binding
Source: RefSeq, a predicted model, not a curated record